Patiria miniata (bat star) is the source of this 3051-nucleotide messenger RNA. RefSeq names its product transmembrane emp24 domain-containing protein B-like. The transcript has 4 exons. The record is from RefSeq and is a predicted model, not a curated record. NCBI's taxonomy places the organism in Eukaryota, Metazoa, Echinodermata, Asteroidea, Valvatida, Asterinidae. Gene Ontology annotation, cellular component: COPII-coated ER to Golgi transport vesicle; endoplasmic reticulum; Golgi apparatus. The coding region runs from base 363 to 1088 and encodes 241 amino acids. Gene Ontology annotation, biological process: Golgi organization; intracellular protein transport; endoplasmic reticulum to Golgi vesicle-mediated transport.
GACUUCGGGAGGCCAAUAUCGCAUGUUAUUGCAUACUAAAAUCAAACGGCACAUAAUAUACCCCGAUGAUGAAAAUUCUUCAAAAUAUUACGCAGUAUCGCCGUACGUUGGUAAAUAAAAACCAAUCAACCCCCACAGAAUAAAAUGGUAUGUGCCCUUAUCAGACUUAUUAACCAUAUGGGAUUAAUAUUAACCUGCGAUAGACUAGUACACGUGUAUCGAUAAUUAUUCCACAUUAGUAUGUAGGAACUGCAUAAUAUUAUACGCAAUCGAGUGAGCGUAUUGCUGUUUUCAAUUUCAGUUUUUGUUUUGCGUGUGCUGUUCUAUGUGUUUACUGGAGCGAUAGGUUAUUUUAUUUCAAGAUGGACCAGUUUUGUUCCGUUUACUUCCAAUGUUUCCUGGCUGUGAAUUUAUUUUGGUGCGCAUUCGGCAUGUGGGAAGAGCCGUCCCUGCAUCCAUAUGUUGAUCCUUUGGACAGACAGGAACCAUGGAGUAGCGUAUCCCUCAGCGUCCUCAUCGAGCCAGGAAGGGAGGAAUGCUUCCACCAGAGUGUUCGUCAAGGUAUCAAAUUCGAGCUGUCUUACCACGCUACCAGUAAAGAUGUUCACAAUAACAUGCGGGUGGUCGUACGGACCGAGAGAGGAGAGCGACUCUACGCGUCCUACGUUCAGGUAGAGGAUCGAUUUCAGACUGUGGCCAGCAGAGACGCACUCUACACGAUAUGCUUUGGCAACCAAGGCUCUCGACGUUAUGCCAGGUUGGUUUCCAUGACAAUCGACAUGAUGGAAGAAGCCAAAGUCAAAGAGUAUUUCCGGCUAAAAGCGGAGACGGAGGGCCACUUAGUCAACGCCUCUGAAUCUGUGGGGAGAAUCUGGAAUUACCUGUGGCGUGCUUCUCGGGAGCAGUUCCGACUGCGGGUGGGCAUGGGACGCGACGAGGCCUUCAUGAUGAACAACAACGACUACAUCUUGUACUGGUCGGUCGCCCAGGCCUUCAUCAUCGUGACGGCCGGUGUGGUCCAAGUCUGGGCACUCAGGAGCUUGUUCAAAGUGAAAGUUCUGACGCCGUCACAGAAACCAAGAUGCUAGCUGGGAUGAAAGGGCUCAAUUUCGUAGGUGUACGAUUUGAAACAAAUAGGUAUACCCCAGUCCCUAUUCCCUGUACACAUUCUUCUGCUGGUCAAGUCCAAGAAAAAUUCCGGUUUUUGACUCAUACGUAAAGCCAUGUUUUCUGUAAUGACAUCAUUAUUAUCGCAAAGACUUAUCACAUAAAAUUUCGUGUGGGUGUUCUCCUUGCAAAUGCCCAACAGUAAAAUAAAACAGACCAAAGACAAAAGUGGAAGGGGAAGUUUAGCAACUUACGGUGCUCAACAUAACUGAGAUUUAAAGCACCAGUCAUAAUAAGCAUGCACAAUGAAUGUCAUUUUGGACGGCAUUGUUUUUGCUAAGAUAAGAAAAAAUAUUUCCUGUGCUCGGCGCCAUUGUUGGUGCUUAGCCGCUCCUUGAAUUUGUCUGCAUGACAUCUUGCCUUUCAAACCAAACAGCAGGUUUCAGAUAAGUAUCGGCAACGAGGGUGCCAGUGGUUCAUUGAUGACGAGUAUUUAAAACAAAAGCUCUUCCGUGUCCAACAGUGCCCGUACUCUAAGAGCCUCGUCUUCGCUACUGAUUUGAAAUUCGGCUAGAUUACAUAAACAGUCUGAUCUGUAGAGGAAAGAGCACGUGCUCUUUUGAAACAAAAUGGGGCAUGUGAAGCUAAAGCGAGAACUGUACACUCAUCACAGAGACCAGAUUAUUAUUUGAAACACGAAGGACACAAGGAGGGAGCUAUUUGGAGUGGGCACCAUCAUGUAAAUGCAGAGAGCGCCCUCAUAUUGUGUCCACCAUUAUCACCAAAGGGAUGGUGCAGACCUUCAAAUCGACUCCCAUAGACCUCAGUAAUAAUUACGCGUACUUCCGAAAAUUAUUUUAAAAAAUACAACUCUCCGAGGUGUUUCAGAUACCCAUCCAAUUCUUUCAGUUUCUGUGGCUUGUUUUUCAAUUAUCCGAUGACUUUGGGGAGAAAAUUCCAUCAAAAUAUGAUCAUUUCAAAAAGCAGUCCUGUGGUCCAUCGCCAUUUUGGAAAAUAAUGCCUGCACUCAAUUGCAAAAUAGAGCAAUUUUAGGGCCCAAUUUCAUGCGAAUUUCCCAGAAAUACGGGCUCACACUCUUGUGCACGGCUUCCACCCAUCGUUUUCGCAAACCUUCAAUGUUAAUGGCCCACGUAAUGCUCCGAUAGCAAAGAAUUUGAGGGCAUACAGAUUGUGAUUUGGCCCUCGUAGGGAUUUCUGGGCCUAUUUACAGGUCUUUGACUUUAAGGCCGAAGGUACAGUGGUAGCUAAUACAAAGCAACUUAACGAUGAUAAUUUUCGUAGUUGCCGGAUCGGACGGAAAAGGAACGGGGCAUCCCUAUCAAAAGUCCAUCUUAUAUUCUUCACAAAUCAAAUUCGCUUUUAACACUAACCAAACAGAGAUAAUUGAUUUACAUUUUUAAACACUAUUAUGCAUUAUUUCAGCAAUAACAUGUGCAUUUUUUAACUUAUAAAAAAUUGUCUUCCUUUUCAUAUCUCACGGCAUCUUUUAGCAUAGUUUGUGGUGGGUUUCAAAACUUUAGAAAUUUUCUUUCUUGAAUUUUGCAUGAUUAACACUAUUUCUUAAUUAGUGGGAGUUAUAGUGGAUCCAAUUUUUUUCCAAACUUUUUAAAGUGUGUUUUGUGGGUGAGUGCUCUGGUUUAAUCAUGUAGGUUUGUGCGGUGACUUUUGUUAGUUCAUUAUUUUUAACAUGAUUGUAUUUCUAGUUUUUUUGUGAAUCAAAAUCUUCCAUAUUUUCAAAACAGCGAUCUGAAAUCAACCGUAGGCCUAUCCUAGAGUAAAUAAUGCCGAUAUACCAGCUGUUCGUUCCUAUUUUUAUUUUUUUUUGUAAAUGUUAAUGUGCAUGGUUCACCCAAUCGGGAAACUGACUGUAUGCCUUCGUUUCUGAUAUUUUAAAUAAACGUUAAAGAAAAUCAGUGAAGUCAA